Amorphotheca resinae ATCC 22711 is the source of this 1182-nucleotide messenger RNA. RefSeq lists its product as hypothetical. Bases 1 to 1182 code for a protein of 393 amino acids. The record is from RefSeq and is a predicted model, not a curated record. NCBI's taxonomy places the organism in Eukaryota, Fungi, Ascomycota, Leotiomycetes, Helotiales, Amorphothecaceae. Gene Ontology annotation, molecular function: oxidoreductase activity. The transcript has 3 exons.
AUGCCUGCGGUAGUCAAGGAUAUCAGAGUCGAGCCUCUACAGCAUGGGCCAAAGAGCAACGUCGACUUCGGCGCCACGGUCCACGGCAUCGAUCUCAACAACCUCACAGAUUCCGAAUUCGAGAUCAUCCACGCCGCUCUCCACAAACACAAACUCCUCAUCUUCAAAGGCCAGCCCGAGAUGCUCCGGCCUCAGAAGCAAUACGAACUCACCCGACGCUUCGACCCCGACGAGCCCACCGGCGGCUUCGCGCACGGCAUCGACCCCCUCCUCACCACGCACAACGGCACCUCCAUCUACGGGCUCCCCAACCGGCCGGCCAUCCCCGCGCAACCGCAAGUGCACAUCCUCGGGCGCGGCGCGCUGCCCGAGAACCACUACGACUUCCCGCCGGGCUUCGAAAUCCAAGGCGUCGACCACCACGCCUUCCACCUCCCACCGCACAUCCCCGCCGCGGACCGCGAAGCCGGCCGCUCCCGCUUCUACCAGUGGCAUUUCGACGGCGCUCUGUACGGCAUCCCGCCGCCGCGCGUCGGCUGUCUGCUCGCGGUCCGCACGCCCCGCGGUCCAGACGUGCGCGUGCAAUGGGACGACGGGACGGGCACCGAGAUGAGCAUGGCGCCGGGCGCGACAGCCAUGGUAUCAGGAGCGCGGGCGCUCUCGCUCCUCAGUCCCGAGUUGCGCGCCAUCGUGUACCAUAGCCGGAUCGAGUACGCGCCGCACUGCUUCGAAUGGAUGUCGACGGCGCGGAGCACGCGCCUCGGACACUCCCUCGAGACGGAAGGGCGCGAGAAGCCGCUCGAUCAACUCAAGCCCUGGAGUCGGGACAAGAUAUGUGUCUAUCCGAUGGUGUGGGAGAAUCCCGUGACGGGCGAGCAUAGUCUGCAGGUGCACGGCCAAGCCGCAUAUCGAUUAUUCUUGAAGGAUUCUCCCGAGGGUGAGGAGACUGUCGUUAGUGAUUUAGGAGAAGUGCGAGCGUUUUUACAAAAGAUAAUGCGCCCCGUCCUAGAACCAUCCAAUAUCUACGCCCACGCACACGAAGAACAAGAUGUGAUUCUAUGGUAUAACCGCGCUCUAUGGCAUUCUAUCACAGAAUUCCCAACAUCCUACGGACCGCGCAUUAUGCAUCAAUGCAACAUCGCAGCUUCGGAUCAUCCGGUUGCUGCUGCUGUGCUGUCUUAA